Aphanomyces invadans is the source of this 2032-nucleotide messenger RNA. RefSeq lists its product as hypothetical. The transcript has 8 exons. The record is from RefSeq and is a predicted model, not a curated record. NCBI's taxonomy places the organism in Eukaryota, Oomycota, Saprolegniomycetes, Saprolegniales, Verrucalvaceae. Bases 223 to 1866 code for a protein of 547 amino acids.
GAGCAACUCGCCAGCAAAUCCUGGCCAACAUGACCGAGCGGUUGUGGCUCCGCAUGGAGCUGUUUGAGCAUUUCGCGCUGCAACUCCAGUCGCGGUGCGUUGCCAAGCUGACACCGCAGCUCAUCAGCAAUGCCGUGGCAUCCCUUGUCGAGCUGACGACUGCACAUGCAACAGUCGGAUCGCAACCAUUGCCCAGCGCUCCUCUGACCCACGCCAUCUCAUAUGCCAUGUGGAAGAGAGUUGCGGAAUCGACAUUUCAAUGGAAAGAGAACGAGUGCCGCUCGUUCUGGCUCGUCCUCGUGUUUCUUCAUCACCAAAUCGUCGUUCCGUCCGUGGAUGAUGCAAUGGAUCGUCGUGAUCCUUCGUUCCUCGCCGACGAAGACUACUACCUUCAGGAGCAUGUCCCUCUCUUCAAGCUCGCUAUUUUCGUCCUCUUACACACCGACAAGAAAACGUCGUUGUCGAAACAUCGUGCCAAACCAUUUUUUGACGCAGUGUACGUGCGCUUGUGCACAAGACAGUCUCAUGGGCAACCCAUCCUCUCCUUGCAGAUGGCGAAAGGAUGACCACCCCAUGUCAAGCCCUUUAUCCAGUGGCUCAACGUCCCCCGUUCACUUGGCCGCGCCAAGCUCGCCGUCGUCCCCGCAUUCUGUCGGGUUAAGGGACCGUCUCGAGUCGGAAACCCACGCACUCAACUUUGUCAAGGCCAACCUGACCUUCCUCUUCAGUCUCUUGUUUAACAUCGAUCCAACCGACGAGGCGCAAUCACAUGCGAUCACGGCAUCGCAACUGGACAUGCUCGGGUUUCUGUUUAAUGGCGGGACGACUCACCUCCUGCAGUACCCGUCGCUCAGCGCCGCGUACCCAAAGUGGCAAGACUCUCAGCCGCCGCACCAGGCAGCGUCCAAGGUGUGCAACUGGCUGCGGAAGCGCGCCGCUCUCAACGACACGUUGUACCCUCCAGUUGGUUCGUUUGCGCUGUCGAACAACCCGAUUGCGAGUAUGCACAUGAACGUUCCAGUGCUGCAAGAAAUGGAAGUGGACGAGGGCCCUCUGGACGGCCACACUCAGGCGCCGCUUGUCGAGUUGCCUCGGCCUAUCGUGAUCUCGAGUGUGUCAAAGGCUACCGUGAUCAAACGGGCCGAAGAGUUUGCCGCGAAUUGCGACGUGACCAUCCAUGGCUGCCAUGACACGUACAUUUACGUGCUGGGGCCGCUUCGACACGUCAGUGUAGUGGCAUCGUCCAACUGCAAAAUCGUACUGGGUCCGGCGAGUGGCAUUUGCACUGUCGAUCGAUGCGACAGCACCAAAGUGUCGGCGGUGUGUGCACUGCUUCGCGUCAACAAUUGUUUGGACUCGACAUUCAACAUCUUCACGCCACGACGGAGCAUCUUUACCGGCGACAACCGCGGCUUGCACGUGGGCCCGUUCAACGCGUUGUAUGCUCAUCUGCCCGUCCACUUGGGGCAGAGUGGACUGGCCUACGUGCGUCAUUCGACUGGGCAAUGGAACAAGUUUAUCAACCUGGACACAGAAGAGCGCGAAGGCACCGUCCAUGCCGACGACGUCGUGCUGCAGUCCCCGCUGCACUUUACCGAAGUGUGUGUGCCAGUCAAGAUGGAUCCAGUGCCUCCCCACGACCCACCUUUCGCCCUGCCACCAGACUUUGCGUUGGCUGUUCGCAAGAUGCAGGACAACGUGGACGGGUUGCGACGACUCAUUGCCAGCGACGAGUUCGACGCGCCCACGAAGAAGUUAUUGGAGCAGGCUAUCCAAGUCAAGUUUAAGGAAUGGCUUGCAACUUCGGGCAAUACGCGGCAGGUGCUGGACUUGGUGCAGCUCGAGAAAGCGCGGCAUUUGGGGUGACAGCCGACACGUGCUCCCUGGCCACUGGCACGUUGGCACCACUGGCAAAAUAAACACCUGCAGUUUGCGGCAAGUCGACCGUAGCCGUCAUUUUUCAUCCAUUUUCCGUUAGCUGUGAAUGCUUGCUACAGACAGCGGUGUAGACUGUGGACGAAGAGGUCGGGAA